AUGAAGGGGGUUGAAGUCGCUAAGGGAACGAUCCUUCUUCUCGUUCAUCGCCCAGAACUUCAGCAUGUCGCUGGCACGUGCUGGCCGAGCGGUUGCGGGCGGCGCGUGACUCACGUGACUUACACGAGUGCGUGCGCCAUCACCAGGCCUUCCUGCGGGCUGGUGGGUCAUUUCGCCCUGGCGCAGUUCGCCUCCUCGCUAAUCGUCAUCUGCAUCUCCCUCUUCAACGCCACCAAGCUUAAAUCAACGGAGCUCACCGCAUGGCUGUUUGCCUUGAAGGCGAUCUGUCCCUGUCGAUCGCGCAUCGAGGUCGCGAAACGAACAGAGCGCGCACCUUUCUGUAAAAGAUGCUGCUGUUUGUCACUCCCGCUUGUCUAUUGCCAGAUCAGCCCACGCUGCAUUCACUUCGGCGAGGGCCAUCUGACAAAGGAUUGCAGCAACAACAAACCUGCUGUCUGCUGCAACUGCGAAGCUAAUCAUUCCGGCUGCAAGCUAACCCAACGCAAGGCCUACACGGCCUUAGCAAUAAAGAGCAAAGAUCUAAGCCGAAGCCACAAACACCACGCAAGCAACGCGCGCGGCGAAGGCGGUGACGAACUCAGUCCGCUCGACCUGACACCGCCGCGCCUAACGGAGGAGGUAUCUGAGCUGAAACAGCAGGGAAACGCCAGAACCCGCCCUCUCCCUCAGGGCUCCGUCCUCACACCGCUACUGUUCUUGGUUGUACGUGGCGAUGGUGCCCCCCUUUCUCUUGGACGUGUUUCUGCUGAGCGAGAUGGACUGUCGCGCGCCAUCUACGAGUCUCCGUGGCUCGACGCCCCUCUGCGCAUGCGCCGUGAACUCAUGACCACCUGCGCCUGUCCACAGCCGGCGGCUUCGCAGACCUCUCGCGAGAGACCUUCCUCUCGGGCGUCACCUGCAUUUCGAGUCUUGACGAUACCCAGCUAUGAGAAUUCUAGCAGCCGGCUUCUCUGA
Molecule: messenger RNA, 975 nt
Organism: Gryllus bimaculatus (two-spotted cricket)
Lineage: Eukaryota; Metazoa; Arthropoda; Insecta; Orthoptera; Gryllidae
Source: the annotation of a GenBank genome assembly